AUGUGCCUUGGCUCCCAGUCUCCUUCUUCUUCAGCAAAAUCAAAAGCAGGAGGCGGCUGUACAGAGGAGGAAUGUGAUGCUGUUCGACACACAGCCAACUGGAACAUGACUAUGAGCAGCAGGUGGAACAUGAGUCUUGCUGGAGCAGGCGAUCUCUGGGGACAGGUGCUGGGAGCACCAGCUGGAAACAAUUCUCUCCCUAUAGCAACCUCAGCAGCCAACUUCUCCAAUCAGUUUGUGCAACCCUCUUGGCGCAUUGCCCUGUGGUCUCUGGCUUAUGGUGGGGUGGUGGCAGUGGCUGUUUUUGGAAAUCUCAUUGUCAUCUGGAUUAUCCUGGCUCACAAGCGCAUGAGGACGGUGACCAAUUACUUCCUGGUGAACCUAGCCUUCUCCGAUGCCUCCAUGGCUGCUUUCAAUACUCUCAUCAACUUCAUCUAUGCAUUGCACAGUGAGUGGUACUUUGGAGAGGCUUACUGCCGCUUCCACAACUUCUUCCCAAUCACAGCUGUCUUUGCCAGCAUCUACUCCAUGACAGCAAUAUCUGUGGAAAGAUAUAUGGCCAUUAUUGAUCCCUUGAAACCUAGGCUCUCUGCAACUGCUACCAAGGUCGUCAUUGGGAGCAUAUGGAUUUUGGCUUUCCUGCUGGCCUUUCCCCAGUGCCUCUAUUCCAUUACCAAGGUGAUGCCUGGGAGAACUCUUUGCUAUGUAGCAUGGCCAGGUGGUCCAAAACAGCAUUUUACGUAUCAUGUCAUUGUGAUUGUUCUGGUCUACUGCUUUCCACUGCUUGUAAUGGGCAUCACUUAUUCCAUAGUGGGAAUUACCCUCUGGGGAGGAGAAAUACCAGGUGAUACAUCCAACAAAUACCAUGAGCAGCUCAAAGCUAAGAGAAAGGUGGUAAAAAUGAUGAUUGUGGUCGUGCUGACAUUUGCCGUCUGCUGGCUGCCCUACCAUAUUUACUUCAUAGUUACUGGGAUCUAUCAACAAUUAAAUCGGUGGAAAUACAUUCAGCAAAUCUAUUUAGCCAGCUUUUGGCUUGCCAUGAGCUCUACAAUGUACAAUCCCAUUAUAUACUGCUGUCUUAAUAAGAGAUUUCGAGCCGGCUUCAAGCGAGCUUUCCGCUGGUGUCCCUUCAUUGAAGUGUCCAGCUAUGAUGAGCUAGAGCUCAAGACAGCCAGGUUUCAUCCCACCCGGCAAAGCAGCCUAUAUACUGUGUCCAGAAUGGAGUCCAGCAUGACAGUAGUGUUCGACACUAAUGAUGGAGAUAAUACCCAUGCCAGCCGUAAGAAAAGAGCAGCUCCAAAGGAUAAGAGUUUCAAUGGCCAUUCACAGAGGAAUUCUAAGACCGUCUCCACAACCUCAAGUCUCAUCAGUUCACUGAACACAUCAGUAGAAGAUUAUUCCUAA
Messenger RNA from Colius striatus (speckled mousebird), 1404 nucleotides. It is a transcript of the gene TACR3, whose product is annotated as tachykinin receptor 3. Gene Ontology annotation, biological process: positive regulation of flagellated sperm motility; G protein-coupled receptor signaling pathway. The record is from RefSeq and is a predicted model, not a curated record. Gene Ontology annotation, cellular component: sperm midpiece; plasma membrane. Gene Ontology annotation, molecular function: tachykinin receptor activity. Lineage: Eukaryota; Metazoa; Chordata; Aves; Coliiformes; Coliidae.